Messenger RNA from Caenorhabditis bovis, 1269 nucleotides. The record is from the annotation of a GenBank genome assembly. NCBI's taxonomy places the organism in Eukaryota, Metazoa, Nematoda, Chromadorea, Rhabditida, Rhabditidae.
AUGAGUCAUCAACAGGGAGGCGUGAUGAUGCAGAAGACCUAUGAACUGAUCACCUCGCAGCACGGCAUUCAACGUCGCCGCAAGAUGCGCAAACUCAUGUAUGGAUGCGUCGCCUCGUGCGCCUUCUUCGUUCUUCUCAUCGCCGUUUCGAGUUGGUUUCUCAUUCGGGAUUUAGACAUCCAAUCGAGCGCUGAAAUAUCGAUUGCGAGCGGAUUUGCGCUUGAUCCGCUCCGAAACGCCAAAUCCUACAGAAUUUUGCUAGUAGGAGACACUGGAGGGAUUCCGAUAAUGGAGACGACAUGGGCUCAGGAAUCCGUUAAGAAUGCGAUGGGCAAUGUGGCGAGUCAGCACGAUGUUCAAAUGGUCCUCAAUAUGGGUGACAAUAUCUAUUUCACGGGUCCCACUAAUGAAUUCGACGAGCGAUUUGAGACGCGUUUCGAGAAUGUCUAUACGGCGCCAAGUCUUCAAGUGCCAUGGCUCACCAUUGCCGGCAAUCACGAUCAUUUUGGGAAUGUGACCGCCGAAGUCGAGUACACAAAGCACAGCUUCAAAUGGUACUUCCCGUCGUUGUAUUAUAAAAAGACGGUCGAGUUCAAUGGCACCACCAUCGAUUUUCUGAUGAUCGACACGAUCGAGUUGUGCGGAAAUACGAAAGACAUUCAGAAUGCGGGAUUCUUUGAUAUGCUGCGCAACGAAUCGCAUGAUCCGAGGGGACCACAAAAUGCGACCGCCGCCGAGUUACAGUGGGAUUGGAUUGAGCAGAAUCUGAACGCCUCGAGUGCCCAAUACCUGAUAGUUUCUGGGCACUAUCCAAUCCAUUCAAUGUCUUCUCAUGGUCCCACCGAAUGCCUUCGAAGGCGAUUGGAUCCGAUGCUCAAGCGGUUCAAUGUUAAUGCUUAUUUCGCUGGACAUGAUCACACAUUACAACAUUUUGUGUUCAAUGGAUUUGGCGAUCAUGAUAUUCACUAUGUCGUGUCUGGCGCCGCUUCGAGAACUGACGCUUCUACGAAGCAUAAGCAUAUGUUUUCGGAAAUGAAUCUCCUUUUUAACUAUCCGCCGUCAUCGUGGAUCCCUUGGAGUCCGGCAUCUCAAUUGGGAUUCCGAAAAGGCGGCUUCGUCUACAUGGAAUUCGACCAUGAGAAGGCGAUUCUCGAUUUCUUCGACAAAAAGGGAAGCAAGCUUUACACCACAUCGAUUCCGAUUCGCAAACCAGCGAACUCAUAUCGAUAUGACGACGCUGAAACGAAAAGCCCAUUUAUAGAGAUUUAA